GUGUCAAGAUAGUCAAAAUUUUCGGCUGAAAUUCAAAAUGUUUUUACGCAGAUAAAUGCAUUUGCUAUCAGGCAAAAGCUUAUGUUAUUACAUUACGCAAGUUGCGGCUUAAAAUUACGAGAAAUGGAAACAACGGAUGCAAACGGAGCACUUGUACCAGAAUGUAUAGAAAUAAAAGAAGAGCUGGAAAUUAUUGACAAUGAAGACGUCUGCAUGGAAAUUGUCUGUGUGAAGGAAGUAAAUAAUUCCAAUCCACCUCCUUUAGUUACAAUUCGGGAUGAAAGCCCGGAACCAAAUAGUCGAAAAUCAAGCCAAAAUCUAGUCGCACUAAAAAAUAGUUCACGAUUGAGGGAAAAAAAGGUUUUGAAAGGAGAACCGAGUUCAAGUUGUCGUGAUAAGUUGAUAAAUCCAAACCCUAAAAUAUCAGGAACUUCAAAGAGGUAUGAUAAACUAAAAAAGGUUGAAUCGAACACGUCAAAAAAACCGAUUCCAGUUGGUCUCGAAAAUAAUAGAAAAGCCGUGCCAAAGUCGUUACAAAGUCAGGAAGCUUACAGAAUACUGAAGAACUCUAAAAUUCUAGAAAAUAUAAUAAAAAAGAAAAAAACCGAAAAGGGGCCCUUAGUACGAGGACCAGCCCCUGACGAUUUUAUUAAAACUGAAUUGGAUAAAAGACGAGAACUUAACGAAGCUGUUUAUCAAUGGUUUUUACGUGAAAGGUAUCGGGGUACACUUGUCAAUGAACCGAUGAUACAGCAAAAAGCGAUUGUUUUGAAACAGAAAAUUGGAGGAUGUGAAUUCACUCCGACGAACGAGUGGCUUCAACAGUGGAGAUUGAGGUACAACGUUCGUCUAUGUUCCGAUUCUGCGACAGAUGACAAAGCAGCCUUGGGAUUUAUUCAAGACUUGAAAGAACUAAUUCGGCAUGAAGAUUUCAGAUCAGAUCAGAUUUUCAGCUGCGGCGUAACCGGUCUCAAUUAUCGACUGCUACCUACCAAAAAACUCGACAUGAAGCUCACAAAAGAGUGCAUUACUCGCUACUGGGAAAACUCGGAUCGUUUGUCAUUCAUGUGUUGUAGCAAUACAUCCGGUACACUUAAAUUCCCCCUGAUGAUCAUUGGCACCUCAGAAGUGCCAAAAAGAUCGAGAGUCGCACCCCAAGAUCUUGCAGUUUAUUACAAACAGCACCCUAAAGGCUGGAUAGAUUCGACAAUUUUCAUUGGAUGGUUCCAAUCCGUUUUCUGCCCCACCGUGAUAAAGCAUCUAAAAAAGAACGGACUCCCGAGAAGGGCGCUCUUGAUCCUCGACAUUGCACCCUUUUAUCCUCCAAAGAGGAUUCUCGAGAAUGAUAAAGUCACGAUAUUCUUUCUACCUAGUAAUGUCAAGUCGGUGAUUUUGCCGAAUCAGCGAUUUUUAGAGUCGAUAAAAACACGAUACAGGUUCCAUCUUCUCACCAAGAUUUGCCACUCGAAUUCUCAAGAUUUUAUCCAGUGCUUGAAGGAAGUGAAACUGGUCGAUGUAUUCAAUUUGCUUGCGCAAGCUUGGAAUGACGUUACCAUGGUCAAGGACACCUGGAAUCAUCUGUUUUCGCCCUCGUUGGCUUUCAACAUAUCCAAGUUGAAGUGCGACAUUGGAUACGAUAAAUUCAAGAUUGUUAAUGGUAACUCUUUCUGGAUGAAGCAGCUCUUCAACAUUUGCAGCACGAUCGAUGAUUUGGAGAAUGUCUGCAGAACGGAUGUUGAACUCUGGUCCGAGAGAGACGAUCAGACGAUGUGUUCGUUUGAUGAUCAGAAUGUGAUUGAGUAUGCGCAGAAUAACAUGAUUAAUAACAAAGCUGUCGUAUUGUUGGACGAUCUUGAAGAAAUGCCGGACAAAAGUCUCACGGAGAACUUUGAAACUGCUCCGAUGAUUGUUGUCGAGGCGGAGACAACGGCGAAGGAGGCGGAGAGCGAGCAGAGUGAUAUUCAGAAUAUUAUCAGUGCCAAUCAGUGCCAACAGUAUUUAACGGAAGUGAUGAAUUACUUUAAAAAUCACAGUUUCGCGACGCCAGUUGCGGAAAAAGAUAUUGAGGCGCUGGAAAGACUGCGCGACAAAGCUCCCGAAGCCAAAUUGGCGAAUUAUUGCUUUAUUGAUUGUGGAUCUUCGAGUGUUAAUGAGAGGUGACGAAAGACGAAAAAACGUUAGCUCUAGGUUGGGAAAAUUCAGUUCUUGAAGAUUUUUCUACCUUGUCCUGAUGAUUCAUUUUCCUUUGAAUUGACUUGUUUGUAUCUGGACUCUAGAUUACUUAUCAAUAAAUGUUUAAUACGUUUUUUUUU
Molecule: messenger RNA, 2312 nt
Organism: Belonocnema kinseyi
Lineage: Eukaryota; Metazoa; Arthropoda; Insecta; Hymenoptera; Cynipidae
Product: jerky protein homolog-like
Exons: 3
Coding region: 82-2160 (692 amino acids)
Cellular component (GO): nucleus
Molecular function (GO): DNA binding
Source: RefSeq, a predicted model, not a curated record